GAUUACUGAGUGAGCAUAGCACUGUCAGAGGUGCUUCCUUUCAGAUCAGAUGUCAAGCUGAAGUCCUAUCCAUAUUAUCAGGCGGAUAGAAAGGAUCUUGUGCUGUAAUUUUGAAAGAAGGCAGGGAAGUUAUCUUUGGUGUUCUGGCUGAUAUUAUCUCUCAAGCAGCAUCACAAAAAAAAAUCGAUGAUUAGCUGGUCAUCUCUCAAGCAGAAUCUCUCUCACACACAUAAAAAUCACAGAUUAUCUGGUCAUUAUCACUUGCUAAAUGUGCAAAUUUAACAUGCUUCCCCUGUAAUAUUAUUCUGAUUGCACUUCAAAAAGAAAAUCGCGGCUGAAAGGGACUCGUAUAUAUUCAGUAAUCGUGAAAGUCUCUAAAUACAUACAAAAUUUCUGGCGUUUAGCUGUCAGUAGGUCAGGAACGGUUUAUUCAGAUCACAAUUUUCAAUUGCGUAUGUUUCGGUGAUGAAAAAUAUCGGCUUUUGGCUCAUUGCACUUUGAACUGUAAUUGAUGAAGAAACGAAAAUGAAAAUGCAAGGUACAUCAUAAAACAAGUGUGCAGGAAGAUGGCCGCUGACAAGCAGGUUUUAAUCUCGACUGAGGACUUAACCUGCUCUAUCUGCCUGUCCCUGUUUGUGGAGCCGGUGCAGUUGGAGUGCGAGCACAAUUUCUGCAAAUCCUGCAUCCAGGCGUAUUGGGAAAACCAGGGGAAGGUGGUGUCCUGCCCGGAAUGUCGCGCAGUUUCCCAGCAGAAGAGUUAUAAGAAGGCCAGAGUGUUGGCCAAUCUCUGUGAGAAAGCCCGGCAGCUGGAGCUGAACCCGGGGCUGCAGCAGGAAGGGGGUUCCCGCUGUCUGGAACACGAUGAGAAGCUGAAGCUGUUCUGUCAGGACGACCAGGCUCUGAUCUGUGUCAUUUGUCGAGAUUCACCCGCACACUCAGGCCACAGCUUCCUGCCUGUCACUGAUGCAGUGAGAAAGUACAAGGUCCAGCUGCAAUCCCCCUUGCAUUCCAUUGAGGAGAGAAAGAACAGGAAAAUUGAAUUGAAGCAUCAGCAGGAGGAGAAGAUUUCAGAACUGGAUGAACUCACACAAUUCCUGGAGCAACACAUCUCUGAACAGUUUGCCAAAAUUCAACAAUAUCUUGAAGACAAAAAGGCAUGCUUAAUUAGAGAACUCCAAAUGCAACGGGAAGAUGCUUUUAAAUUAAUGGACUUAAAUUUGGCAGAAAUUAACAAAGAAUUAAAAUCCCUUGAAGAGGAUGUAUCGAAACUCCAAGCUGUCAUUCACCAGGAAGACAAUAUCACUUUUCUCAAGGAAAUGAAAAGAUUGCCAGAAAGAUACCUUGGGAGUGAAAAGAGUGAAAGUGAAGAAGAGACAAGUGAUGAUGUUGGUGAAGAUGACAAUAAAAAUGAAGGUGACAGUGAUGAUGAUAAAAAUGAUGAUGCAAGUGAUGAUGACCAUGAUGAUGGUGAAAUUAAUGAUGACACUGAUGGCGAUGAAAAUGAGAGAAUUGAUGAAGCAAGUGAUCAUGAAUCAGAUGAAAAUGAUGAAGACGUGGUGGAGUUUAGUGACCUGAUACUGGGAAAGUUCAGGGGACCUUUGCAAUAUGCAAUAUGGAAGGAAAUGAAAGAAAUCCUCUCUCCAGUUCCAGCACCACUGCUUUUUGACCCAGACGCAGCACAUUCUCAGCUGACCGUGUCUGAUGACCAGACUAGCGUAGAACUCGAUGACAUGAAGGUUGUUAAUGAGUCGGAAUAUCUUGAUAUCCUGGGAUCAGAAGGAUUUACAUUUGGGAUACACUACUGGGAGGUGGCAGUGGGAGACAUCUCUGACUGGCUUAUUGGUGUAGCCACUGAGUCAGCCACUGAAGAGGAAAUGGUGGAUAUUUUCCCUGAACAUGGAUAUUGGACUCUGUUAUUGAGAGAUGGAGAUGAAUAUUAUGCUAAUGAGACUCUGAAAUUGGAUGUGAAACCCAGGAUCAUUGGUAUUUACCUGGACUAUGAGGGAGGACAGGUGUCAUUUUAUAAUGCUGAUGAUAUGUCUCAUCUCUUCACUUACACUGACACAUUCACUGGAAAACUUUUUCCAUGUUUUGCUCUUGUUUGCAAUGAUAAUGUUGAAAACAAUGAGCCUCUUAGGUUGAACCACUUACUAAUAUGAGACAUUAAGCUAUAGAGGUUCAUGAGAAUAGAACAGAAAUGGAUGCCCGGAUUUUCCACUGCAUCAGGCAACCGUUAUUACAGUGAAGAUGGGGUAUAUCAGACCACACAAUUUCCAUCAUAGCAUUCUCUGAAGGAAUUGCCUUGUAAAUAUUUUGUUUGGCAAUUCCUCUAUGACUGGAAUCCUCCAGAAGUCUGCAUUUGGCUUUCAGUUGAUCUGAUGAAAUUAAAUAAAGCAAGGACACAGGAAAUGUUAGGCUAUUAGAUAUGCAAUAUAACUCCUGAGUAACUAUGAAAGAGAGCUCAAUCUUCACUAAGGUACUGCAACUGCACAUUCUCACGGACCCCUUACAACCCCAGACUCAACAUCCUCAAUCCCCUCCCCGCUAGAAUUUGCCCUUCACCAGACCUGACAUUGUCACCCCUCCCCCUGCCAGACCCUCCCCUCCAGCACCCGCAGUCUUUUCUAACCUUCCCUCACUGCCCUGGACCUGAACUCCACAAAUCUGGCACCAACCCUGCCCAGCCCCUUCCAAACCUGAUUUCCCCGCUCAUCCUGAGCUACCCUUAAGACUGCAUCCCUUAUCUUGCACCCUUGCAUCCUAACCACCUGUCAACCCUACCCACUACUGAUCUGAUAUCCUACUCCUGCCAGCUUGCUCUGUGCAAAACUAGUCCCCUACUAACCUGUCACCCUACUAACCAAGCUCUGUAGUCCCUAUUCAUCUGGCAUUCUGCCCAGGCCCUUUACACCAUCCCUAGCUGGCAUCCCAAUUAAAUAGCAUCCUACCCACCUGGCACCUGGCUUACCUGACAGCCUAUCCCUCCUACUCAUCUGGCUCUGUAUCCUUCCAACACCUUAACAUCACGCUUGCAGUAGCUGACUGCUAUGCCUUCCUCUGACAGUUGUGCCCCUAUGAACUAACAUUGGAAACGAAGCAAGGCUCUGCGUUUCUGACAAAGGCCUCAGCAGAAUCUCCUGUUGGAAAUCCAGAGCUUCCUUCUUUCAUUAAGAAAAUAGAAUGGGCGGAGUGCGUUCUGUGCGAGAUUGCCAAUUUCUUGGAAAAUCUAAAUCUUAAUCCUUUUGCAGCAACUCCUAUAAUCCCACAAAUACAGCAGGGACCUAGAACGCCCAGCGUGCAGCAAGUAUGUUCUGUUCAACGUGAAUAACAAACUGAUAACAGGUAGAAAUACUAUCUGUGUAAAUCAUUUUCAGGAGAGGGUUUGUCAAACAGUCCUGAUGUCUGCCGGAAUUUUACUCUUAUUCAUUUCUCGUAAUAUUCUUGUGAUAGUAAUUUUCAAGCUUUGACUGUUAAGUGAGGACAUGAAAUCAAUUUUGAUUCAGUGACAAUAGAGUUACUGGAUUAAUAUUGAUAUUUUUAAUGAAGAAAGAUUUAGUGAAUAGACUUCUGUGUAUUUUGAAGAGUUUUAAUUGCUUGUUUGCAAGUUUGUUCAGCAGAGAGAAACACCUCUGAACAACUUCCUGCUUCAGAAGAGGAGAAUGUGAUUUGGAAUUGUACAAGUUAGUGAUUAGAAUUGUCUCUCAGUGAAGUAGGUACAGGCAAUAAAAUGCUAAUGGGAGAGUGGAGAAAGGAAUCAAACCAGUCUCCAGAAACAUUAUUGUUGAGGGAUAUUGGACACAAAAUUCAUUUAACAACAAUUUAAAAUAGAAUUGCAGUGAAAAAUGAAAAGUUUUCUACUUUGAUAUGUGGAAGUAAUAGGAAGAAAAUGUAAAAACCUUGAAGUAACUCUCAAAGUAUCUUCAACAUGGGCACUGGAACUUGUAAGUUUUCGUUGUUAGCAAUUGUAUACCAUGUACAAUUGUACCACUCCUUCGGUACACAUGGCCUAAUUGUAUGUUUAAUUACAAUAUGCGUCAUAAAUACAUUGUGACAUUAAUAUGUUAUGAACCUGGCUGAUGGAAAAUAAAUUUAACAGGAGCA
Molecule: messenger RNA, 4101 nt
Organism: Chiloscyllium plagiosum (whitespotted bambooshark)
Lineage: Eukaryota; Metazoa; Chordata; Chondrichthyes; Orectolobiformes; Hemiscylliidae
Product: zinc-binding protein A33-like
Molecular function (GO): protein binding; zinc ion binding
Source: RefSeq, a predicted model, not a curated record